GCUGAAAUGGCUAGCACAAGAGGGCACAGUUUUAAGGUGCUUGGAAGAAGGUACAGAGGAGAUGUCAGGGGUAAGUUUUUUACGCAGAGAGUGGUGAGUGCGUGGAAUGCACGGCCAGCGACGGUGGGGGAAGUGGAUACAAUAGGGUCUUUUAAGAGCCUCUUAGAUAGAUACAUGGAGCUUAGAGAAAUAGAGGGCUCUGCGGUAGGGAAAUUCUAGGCAGCUUCUAGAGUAGGUUACAUGGUCAGCACAACAUUGUGGGCCGAAGGGCCUGUAAUGUGUCGUAGAUUUCUAUAUUCUAUUGCCCUGGAGAACGCGUUCUCCUGAGCUUUGUUCAGGGCGAUGGAAGGGUUAAAGCUGCUGGCUCCUCUGGGUGUGAGCUUGUCUCUGUGUGUGAUUGGGAAGUUCCACGCCUCGAGUUUCCUGUUUCCUCCCUGCUCACUGACUCGAGAACAGCUUCGACCCCACAGUCGGUGACCGGAGCGUCCGUCCGCCAGCAUGCUGACCGGCGCCUGCCUCGUGCUGACUCUGGCCUCUCUCUCAGCCGCCGACAGCAAUGUGACCCUCCUACAGCAGAAUGGAACGGCGGAUUCUGACUCCAGUCUCAAUCAGUCACUCUAUACAGCAGGAAGUAUCGAGUUGCAGCUGCUCAUCCUUACCAGAAACCUGUGCAGGAACAUUUUCGACGAAGAGAUGAAGAGUAUUGGACCCCAGCAGUGGUGCAACUGGACAAUAGUUGCCAGACCCUACAGUGACCUGACCUACUGCACCGAGUACUUGAUGGAACAUCUCGGUUAUUACUGGCCAAAUGAAGUUGGCGAGGUGUUGUUUGUCCAGGUCCAUUAUGAUUUCUUCCGCUCCUGCCUGAAGAAUAUGGAGCCACUUCUGUCUGACCCUCCAGACAUUGCAGUGCUGGGUCUGAUUUUGUCCCCCAUCGGGAUCAUUCCCAUCAUGGUCACCCUGGUCGUCUGGUGCAGCAAGAAUAGUGAGACCAAUGCCAAGAAGUAGACGUCCCCCUUCACCUUCACAUCAUUCGCAAGACACUGAACAUUACAACACAGCACAGUCCCUUCACCCCACGUUAGCUGAUAUUUUCACCUACUCUGAGAUCAAUCUAACCCUUCCCUCCCGAGUUAACCUUCCAUAUUCCUCUCAUCCACCUGCCUGAGAGUCUCCUAAAUAUCUCUGAUGUAUCUGCCUCGACCACCAACCCUGGCAGGGCUGUUCAACGCACCCAUCACUCUCUGUGUUAAAAAUACUUCCCUCGGACCUACCACACCUCCAACCCACCCGUUCCGGCAAUCACUAUAAAGUUCCGCCCCCCCCUCCUAUUAGCCAUUUCCACCUGGGGAAAAGUCUCUGGCCGUCCACUCAAUCUGCACCUCUUAUCAUCUUGUACACCUCUAUCAAAUCACCUCUCAUCCUCCCUCGCUCCCGAGAGAAAAAGCCCGAACUCGAUCAACCUCUCCCCAUGAGACACACACUCUAAUCCAGGCAGGAUCCUGGUGAAUCUCCUCUGCAGCCUCUCUAAUCCAGGCAGCAUCCUGGUGAAUCUCCUCUGCACCCUCUCUAAUCCAGGCAGCAACCUGGUGAAUCUCCUCUGCACCCUCUCUAAUCCAGGUCACAUCCUGGUGAAUCUCCUCUGCACCCUCUCUAAUCCAGGCAGCAUCCUGGUGAAUCUCCUCUGCACCCUCUCUAAUCCAGGUCACAUCCUGGUGAAUCUCCUCUGCACCCUCUCUAAUCCAGGCAGCAUCCUGGUGAAUCUCCUCUGCACCCUCUCUAAUCCAGGCAGCAUCCUGGUGAAUCUCCUCUGCACCCUCCCUAAUCCAGGCAGCAUCCUGGUGAAUCUCCUCUGCACCCUCUCUAAUCCAGGUCACAUCCUGGUGAAUCUCCUCUGCACCCUCUCUAAUCCAGGCAGCAUCCUGGUAAAUCUCCUCUGCACCCUCUCUAAUCCAGGCAGCAUCCUGGUGAAUCUCCUCUGCACCCUCUCUAAUCCAGGCAGCAUCCUGGUGAAUCUCCCUCUGCACCCUCUCUAAUCCAGGCAGCAUCCUGGUGAAUCUCCUCCUGGAUUGAAUUGAUGUAUCAUUCACCUUUGGUUUCCGUGGUUACCAAUAAUCAGAGAUUCCCCUUUUUUAGGUUUUUCAGACAUACUAGACAGGGUUAUCCAUUAAGUCUUUUGUUAUUGGAUAUAGCUUUGGAACCCCUGGCAAUUGCCUUUUGGGAUUCACCCAAUAUAUUUGGAAUUAUUUGUGGGAAGGAGACGCAUAAGGUAUCAUUGUAUGCAGGUGACUUGUUACUAUAUAUCUCUAACUCAGAGAAAUUCAUCCCAGUAGCUUUAUCACUAUUAGCUCAGUUUAGUAGUUUUUCUGGUUAUAAACUAAAUCUUUAUAAGAGUGAGCUUCCUCCAUUAAAUAUGCAAAUUCCAAUUUAUAGACAAUUACCAUUUGAAUUAAUUACUGAUUAUUUCACUUAUUUGGAUGUCAAAAUUACUAAAAAAUAUAUAAUAAUCUAUCUAAAGUUAACUUUCUACCCUUAAUUGACCAUGUUAAACAAUUGUUUACUAAAUGGUCCCCACUGUCCUUAUGUAACUUUAUACUUUAUUGUCGCCAAACAAUUGAUACUAGAGUGUACAAUCAUCACAGCGAUAUUUGAUUCUGCGCUUCAUGCUCCCUGGAGUGCAAAUCGAUAGUAAAUAUUAAAAAUUUAAAUUAUAAAUCAUAAAUAGAAAAUAGAAAAUGGAAAGUAAGGUUGUGCAAAAAAACAAGAGGCAGGUCCGGAUAUUCGGAGGGUAUGGCCCACAUCCAGGUCAGGAUCCGUUCAGCAAUCUUAUCACAGUUGGAAAGAAGCUGUUCCCAAAUCCGGCCAUACGAGUCUUCAAGCUCCUGAGCCUUCUCCCGGAGGGAAGAGGAAUGAAAAGUGUGUUGGCUGGGUGGGUCGUGUCCUUGAUUAUCCUGGCAGCACUGCUCCGACAGCGUGCGGUGUGAAGUGAGUCCACGGACGGAAGAUUGGUUUGUGUGAUGUGCUGGGCUGUGUUCACGAUCUUCUGCAGCUUCUUCCGGUCUUGGAAAGGACAACUUCCAUACCAGGUUGUGAUGCACCCUAGAAAAAUGCUUUCUACGGUGCAUCUAUAAAAGUUAGUGAGGGUUUUAGGGGACAGGCCAAAUUUCUUUAGCUUUCUCAGGAAGUAAAGGUGCUGGUGGGCCUUCUUGGCAGUGAACUCUGCUUGUUUGGACCAAGUCAGGUCAUUUGUGAUAUUGACCCCGAGGAACUUAAAGCUUUUGUCCUGUUCCACUUGCGCACCACUGAUGUAAAUUGGGUCGUGCGGUCCGCUACUCCUUCUGAAGUCAACAACCAAUUUCUUCGCCUUGCUGACGUUGAGGGAUAGGUUAUUGUCUUCGCACCAUGCCACCAGGUUCUUAAUUUCCUCUCUGUACUCAAACUCAUCAUUGAUUGGUCGAAUUAAUGCUAUUAAAACGACUGUUUUACCUAAAUUUCUGUAUUUAUUUCAAAUGGCCACCAAUUUUUACCCCUAAAUCUUUUUUUGAUAUUAUUGAUUCUAAAAUUUCUUCAUAUACAUGGCAGAAUAAAAAUCCUAGAUUGAGUAAGAAAUAUCUACAGAAAUCAAAUAAGGACGGUGGUUUAGCAUUGCCAAAUUUUAGAUUUUAUUAUUGGGCAAUUAAUAUCUGAUAUUUAAUAUUCCGGACGCAAGAUUGGGAUGGGAUGCAACAUUGUCCACGAUGGGUGAACCGGGAGGGCGAGUCUGUGCAGGGGUUCUCAUUAGUUUCUACUUGAGGAGCUUUGUUCCCCUUUGCAUUAACCAAACUGAAUAAACAAAUAAUUAAUCCGAUAAUUAAACAUACCAUACGAAUACGGUUUCAAUUUCGCAAAUUUUUUGGAUUGAACGGAUUUAUUUUAUCUAGUCCUAUUAUAUCUAAUUUUUUUCUUUCAACCUCCUAGAAUUGAUCGAGCUUUUUCCUUAUGGAAAACGAGGGGAAUAGCAUGCUUUUGCGAUAUAUCCAUGGAUGAUUGUUUCAUGUCAUUUGAACAAAUAUCUAAUAAAUAUAAGUUGCCCAGUUCACAUUUUUUUUAGAUAUCUGCAGAUUAGAAGUUUUUUGAAUGGUAUUUUACCUAACUUUCCAAUAUUUCACCCAAUUAAUAUUACAGAAAAAAAUUUUAGUUUUAAAUCCCUAUCAGAAGCGCUUAAUAGCAGUCUUGUAUGAUUUAAUUACGAAAAUAUAUCUAGGUACAUCUGAUAAAUUAAAAAAUGAAUGGGAAAGAGAACUUCAUGUAUCUUUACCUAUAGAGAAAUGGGAGAAAAUUAUUCAACUAGUUAAUACUUCCUCAAUGUGUCCUAGACAUACACUGAUACAAUUUAAAAUAGUCCAUAGGGCUCAUAUGUCUAAGAAUCUCCUCUGCACCUUUUCUAAUCCAGGUAGCAUCCUGGUGAAUCUCCUCUGCACCCUCUCUAAUCCAGGCAGCAUCCUGGUGAAUCUCCUCUGCACCCUCUCUAAUCCAAGCAGCAUCCUGGUGAAUCUCCUCUGCACCCUCUCUAAUCCAAGCAGCAUCCUGGUGAAUCUCC
Molecule: messenger RNA, 4579 nt
Organism: Mobula hypostoma (lesser devil ray)
Lineage: Eukaryota; Metazoa; Chordata; Chondrichthyes; Myliobatiformes; Myliobatidae
Gene: ramp2
Product: receptor (G protein-coupled) activity modifying protein 2
Exons: 4
Coding region: 499-1008 (169 amino acids)
Biological process (GO): protein localization to plasma membrane; intracellular protein transport; regulation of G protein-coupled receptor signaling pathway
Cellular component (GO): signaling receptor complex; membrane; cell surface
Molecular function (GO): coreceptor activity
Source: RefSeq, a predicted model, not a curated record